Messenger RNA from Lobosporangium transversale, 1875 nucleotides. RefSeq lists its product as hypothetical. The transcript is spliced from 3 exons. Lineage: Eukaryota; Fungi; Mortierellomycota; Mortierellomycetes; Mortierellales; Mortierellaceae. The record is from RefSeq and is a predicted model, not a curated record. Gene Ontology annotation, molecular function: protein binding. The coding region runs from base 58 to 1857 and encodes 599 amino acids.
CCCAUUUGUAGUAUUGUUAGAAAUCUAGACAUCAACAAAAAUACGUUGAAGGCUGCAAUGUUAAUGUUAAAUUAUUAUAACAUGCUGAGAGGUAUUCGACUGCACCUCACCUGCACUACACAUUGGAAUCAAAAUACAAGGCUUCCUGCACAGGUGAUAUUGUCUAGAACAACAUCCAGCACGAACCAACUAAUCUCGCUCGCUCUACAUGGGAACCGUCUAAUAUCGUCUUCAUCUCUAUCUUUACCACCUAACCGUUGUGUAAUCCCCAGGGCUCUGAAUUCUCGAGGGAUCAUCACCGGGACAUACCCCUCCAUACCUCUCAGCCCAUAUAAUAUCAGGCUACUUAAGCUUGAAAAGGAUCCGCAUGCAUGUCUGCCCAUUUUCGAUAAAUGCAGAGAAAUUCUCGAAUCCAACCUGAAGCCUGAUCUGACCACAUAUCGAGUUCUUCUCGAAGCACAUGCACGCAACAAGGAUCUGCAGAGCAUUUUGACCACUUUGGAAGAGAUGGAGCUUGCUGGUUGCUCUCCUAAUAUUUCCUGCUUUAACAUUGGUCUCAAGGCCGCUGCGACACAGGGGGAUACCGUAAUUCUGGAAAAAAUACGGGAAAUGGUCGCGAAAGCAGGACUCAAACUGAACCUUAAAUCGUUUGAGAUAAUUGUGCAGGGACUCUGUACUAAUCAGGAGCUGGAGCAUGCUCUAGACCUUUUGGGCGAUAUGACAGUGUCUGUUAAUGAAGGCGGAGAGCCAGACGAGAAUGGCAAGCCUGUGAUUGAUAUCCGGCCAUCAUUACAAUGCUACAUAUCAGUCAUCCAGCUGGCACAGUCUCUUCACGAGUCUGAAACUGCUUAUCUUGUGUUGAAAAUGGCCGAAGUACAGGCUGGUCUUUCUAGAAUUCCUGCAGUUGUCUACACAGAUCUUUUGGCUAGGGCUGCUGAAGACUAUGUGCUUCCUGCAGUAGAGCAUUGCUGGAAGAAGGGUGUCAAGGAGAUGGGAGCUACGCUUGACGAAGGAACAUGUAUGUUGGUUCUCCAUUGUGCAGGACAUGAAAGAGCCCCACAAUUGUCUGCAGAAGUUAUUCAGCAUAUGGGAGAAGCCGGAAUGGAAUUCAGGGAGUAUCACUUUGCUCCUUUGCUUCAGUCUUUUUCACUUGCUAAGAAAUUCAAGUCGGCAUUCAACGUCUUGUCGAUCAUGAGAACAUCGGGUAUGAAGCCGACUGUUUUGACUGCGACGAGCUUACUCAAAAUCCUUGAUGAGCCUGGAAACAUUGACGAAGCAUUCAUCUGUAUGCAGGAAAUGCAUCGAGAGGGCAAAGCUGUAGAUGUCGUAGCCUUUAACGUAUUGAUUGAGGCCUGUGGUCGCAUCAAUGAUUUGACUCGGGCCAUGCAGAUCUUUGAGGCAGCAUCGGACUUGAAAGUUAACCCGGAUACGGACACCUACAAUGCAUUACUAACUGGUUGUAUAACUGAUAGAAACAUGAAUGAGGGCAAGAAUGUGGUUAAGAUGAUGCAGAAAGCAGGCGUAGACCCCAAUGUUGAUACGUACCAGUCAUUGAUCACGUUAUGCCUGACGCAGAUCAACUACGAAGAUGCAUUCAUGUAUCUUGAGGAAAUGAAGAGUCACAAUGUGAUCCCAUCUGAAGCGAUCUACACAAGUCUGGUGCGAAAGCUUGCGCGCGAGAACGAUCCUCGCAUUAAGUAUGCGAUCGAAGAAAUGGAGUCAUUUGGAUAUGUAAUUGGCCCCAAUAUGCGUGAAUAUAUCGAAACAGGGGGACUAAGUAACUUGGAAGAGUCAUUUCGCCGAAAACAGAUUCGAUUAGCACAACGUCGACGUAGUGGCCACCGCCCACGUCCCUAACAGAAUAAAGAAAUAGCG